GUGCCUGCUCCUGCUGCCCAGUGGCUGGAGCCCAGGUGCCGGCGGGCAGGAAGCGCCGGAGGAUGCACUGCUGGCCGCUGUUCUUGCUGUGGGGGCUGCUCCCCUGGACAGGGGCGGGGGGCUCGGGCCGUUCCUUCCCUCACCACACAGUCCUGGACUCGGAGGGCAAGUACUGGCUGGGCUGGGGCCAGCAGGGCAGCCGGCUUGCCUUCCGCCUCGAGGUGCGCACCGCCGGCUAUGUGGGCUUCGGCUUCUCGCCCACCGGGACCAUGGCCGCAGCAGACAUCGUCGUGGGCGGUGUGACCCACGGGAGACCCUACCUCCAGGAUUAUUUUACAAAUGCAAAUAAAGAGUUGAAAAAAGAUACUCAGCAAGAUUACCACCUGGAGUAUGCCAUGGAAAACAGUACACACACAAUAAUUGAAUUUACCAGAGAACUGCAGACAUGUGACCUAAAUGACAAGAGCAUAACGGAUAGCACGGUGAGAGUGAUCUGGGCCUACCACCAGGAAGAUGUGGGAGAAGCCGGCCCCAAGUACCAUGAUUCCAAUCGAGGCACCAAGAGUCUGCGAUUAUUGAAUCCUGAAAAAAACAGCGUGCUGCCUACAGCCUUACCAUACUUUGACCUAGUGAAUCAGGACGUCCCCAUCCCAAACAAAGGUACAACGUAUUGGUGCCAAAUGUUUAAGAUUCCUGUGUUCCAGGAAAAGCAUCAUGUGAUUAAGGUGGAGCCAGUGAUACAGCGGGGCCAUGAGAACCUGGUCCACCACAUCCUGCUCUAUCAGUGCAGCAGCAGCUUCAAUGACAGUGUCCUGGACUAUGGCCACGAGUGCUACCACCCCAACAUGCCCGACGCCUUCCUCACCUGCGAGACUGUGAUUUUUGCCUGGGCCAUUGGUGGAGAGGGUUUUUCCUAUCCACCUCAUGUUGGAUUAUCCCUUGGCACUCCAUUAGAUCCUCACUAUGUGCUUCUAGAAGUCCACUAUGAUAACCCGACACAUAAGAAAGGCUUAAUAGAUAGUUCUGGGCUAAGGUUAUUUCAUACAAUGGAUAUAAGGAAAUAUGAUGCUGGGGUGAUCGAAGCUGGCCUCUGGGUGAGCCUUUUCCAUACCAUCCCUCCAGGGAUGCCUGAGUUCCGGUCCGAGGGUCACUGUACUCUGGAAUGCCUACAGGAGGCUCUGGAAGCUGAAAAGCCAAGUGGAAUCCACGUGUUCGCUGUUCUUCUCCAUGCUCACCUAGCUGGCAGAGGCAUCAGGCUGCGUCAUUUUCGCAAAGGGGAGGAAAUGAAAUUACUUGCUUAUGAUGAUGACUUUGACUUCAAUUUCCAGGAGUUUCAGUAUCUAAAGGAAGAACAAACAAUCUUACCAGGAGAUAACCUAAUUACUGAAUGUCGCUACAACACCAAGGAUAGAGUCGGGAUGACUUGGGGAGGUCUGAGCACUAGGAGUGAAAUGUGUCUCUCAUACCUUCUUUAUUACCCAAGAAUUAAUCUUACCCGAUGUGCAAGUAUUCCAGACAUCAUGGAACAACUUCAGUUCAUCGGUGUUAAGGAGAUCUACAGACCAGUCACGACAUGGCCUUUCAUUAUCAAAAGCCCCAAGCAGUAUAAAAACCUUUCUUUCAUGGAUGCCAUGAAUAAGUUUAAAUGGACUAAGAAGGAAGGCCUCUCCUUCAACAAGCUUGUCCUUGGCCUGCCAGUGAACGUGAGAUGUUCUAAGACAGACAACGCGGAGUGGUCGAUUCAAGGAAUGACCGCCUUACCUCCGGAUAUAGUCAGACCAUACAAAGCAGAACCUCUGGUGUGUGAAAGGUCUUCCACCUCUUUUCUGCACAGAAAUUUCUCUCUGAAGUUGCUCAUAUGUUUUACGUUACUUGGCAGCAUGCUGGGCACCGAGUGCUUAUGA
This is a messenger RNA of Marmota flaviventris (yellow-bellied marmot), 1904 nucleotides long. It is a transcript of the gene Moxd1, whose product is annotated as monooxygenase DBH like 1. The record is from RefSeq and is a predicted model, not a curated record. Gene Ontology annotation, molecular function: dopamine beta-monooxygenase activity; copper ion binding. Gene Ontology annotation, cellular component: secretory granule membrane. Gene Ontology annotation, biological process: norepinephrine biosynthetic process; dopamine catabolic process; octopamine biosynthetic process. NCBI's taxonomy places the organism in Eukaryota, Metazoa, Chordata, Mammalia, Rodentia, Sciuridae.